GAGAGAGUGAGAGUCAAGGAAGCUUGAGAUGGUCGCCAUAUUGUGUAGCCAGUGUCAAUAACAAUAAUAGAGACUUUCUUCCAUUUUAUUGUGCGUGUUGUGAGGCUUCUGGCCUACCAUUAUGAACACAAGUCCCAGCAAACACUCCUCAUAGCAAUGGCAGCAUCUAGAAAAUUACAAGGUGAAAUUGAUCGGUGCCUGAAAAAAGUGGCGGAGGGUGUGGAACAGUUUGAGGACAUUUGGCAGAAGGUUCACAAUGCCACCAAUAGCAACCAAAAAGAAAAAUAUGAAGCGGACCUCAAGAAAGAGAUCAAGAAGCUUCAGAGAUUACGGGAUCAAAUCAAGUCCUGGCUAGCCUCAGGUGAAAUUAAGGACAAAUCACAACUCCUUGAAAACCGCAAGCUAAUAGAAACGCAAAUGGAAAGAUUUAAAGUGGUAGAAAGAGAAACCAAGACCAAAGCGUAUAGUAAGGAGGGUCUCGGGGCAGCACAAAACAAGGACCCAGCUCAGCGGGAGAGGGAAGAAGUGAAUAGUUGGCUCAGUUCCUCAAUAGAUACUUUAAACAUCCAGAUGGACCAAUUUGAGUCUGAAAUUGAGUCAUUAUUGGCAACUCAAAAGAAGAAGAAAAUGGACAAAGACAAGUCUGACAGAAUAGAAGACCUCAAGGAGUAUAUUGAUAGACAUCAGUAUCACAUUAAAAAAUUGGAAAUCUUAAUGAGAAUGCUUGACAACCAAUCCAUAGACUGUGACCAGAUUAAAAUGAUUAAAGAAGAUGUUGAGUACUACAUUGAGUCAUCGCAAGACCCAGACUUCAAUGAGAAUCUUGGGUUGUAUGAUGACAUAGACAUGGAGGACCUUGACUACCCUACUCCAGAAAUAACGGUAGGCAAGCAUGUGUUGGGAGGUAGCCAUGACAGUACAGAUGGGUCAACACCAUCUUCUGCGUGUGGGUCUUCUCCAGCGCCGUCCCCAGCCACCAACCAUCCCAAUGACCAUGACGCUCCUACCACCCCUCAUGACAAGAAGAGGAGUAGUAAAAAUGAAGAAUCCAGAUCUAUAAAUUCGGCAAGCCAACCAGUUAAACCUUUGGUAGUAAGACCAACCACCAACAACAUCUCCAGUAACAGCACUAUGAGUAACAGCAGCAACACCAACAGCAGCAGUUCUACUACUGCUGCCACCAUUGUUGCCGUUAAUUCCAACUCAUCAUCCAAGCCAACACCACCUCCAUCCACCCCAACUAAACCUGUAUCAGGUUCCACUUCUCAAUCCACUCCAAACAACAGCAGCACAAGCUCAGGCAUUUCCAACCAUCUUGUCACCUCAACCUCACAACAUAACAGUACAGGAAGACAUUCACCUGAAUCAAGUGGAGUGAUGAACAGUGGUAUUGUCAAUAAUACUGUUGGAACUGGCAGCAGCAACAGCAGCAGCAGCAGUAGCAGCAGUAGCAGCAGCAGCAGCAGCAGCAGUUGCAGUAAUAGCAGCAACAAUAGCAGUGGCAACUCCGUAUCCAGUAGUACUGGUAGUGGAAAUAGCAGCAGCAGCAACAGCAGCAGCAGUAAUGGGCCCAGCAGUGGAGUGAGCAGUAGUGUCAGCAUCACAUCCCCUCAGGGCAGUCUGUCAGGAAGUGCGACUACCACACCUGCACUACCCUCUGGGGUACCUACUCCAUCCACACCAGCAUCACAUCCCGGCCAUACACCAACUAUGAAUUCAGCAGAAACUGCAGUAUCUCUGAAGGUGAUAGCACAGAAGAAAGUCAAUGAAGUCAAUUCCACGUCAAUACCACCAUCAGUGUUGGAUACCAAUAAUUGUGUUGUGAGCAGCACUACUACCACUACCACCAACAAUACAAAUAGCAACAAUAACACUACCAGCACCACCUGUUCAACGAAGAACGCAGGAACCUCAGAAGCCCAUAUUCCUCCCCUAUUAGGAGUUGCUCCUCUUGGACCAGCACAGCUGACAGUGGAACAUGAGUUACAGUUUAAGAUGUUACAAGCGGCCUUUUUCCAUAUGCCUCACCCGUCCGAUUCGGAAAGACUGAGAUUACACCUGCCGCGCCAGCCCUGCCAGACACCUCUAUACUACCCACAGGUCUCACCACCAAUGUCAGAUACAGUUGACUUCUUCCAGAGGCUAUCCACAGAAACUCUAUUCUUUAUCUUUUACUACAUGGAAGGUACCAAAGCCCAGUAUCUGGCUGCUAAGGCACUUAAAAAACAAUCUUGGAGAUUUCAUACCAAAUAUAUGAUGUGGUUCCAGCGGCAUGAAGAACCAAAGGCUAUCACAGAUGAAUAUGAACAGGGCACGUACAUCUACUUUGACUAUGAAAAUUGGGGCCAGAGAAAAAAGGAAAAUUUCACUUUUGAAUACCGGUUCUUGGAAGACCGGGAUCUGAACUAAGAUUCUGACGUUAACCAAGGAUCUCAUUCACACUUCCCUUGGCACACUUUCCACACUGAGGGCAGUUGUGCUUUUCUGAGUGAUAAUUAUUCAUACUGUAAGUGCAAGGAGGGGAUGUUGGAGAGGGCUUGGGAAGGACCAAGGCAGGCUGCUAGGGAGAAUAUUUUUCCUUUCUCAGACCAGACCUCGUCCCAGCCCUACCACUACCCGUGUUGUUCACUGCUUCCCAAUAAAGUCAGGUGUCAUGGCUGCCACAACCACUGUUAUACCAUGAUAUGUGAUAGUCUCUUAUCUAUUCCAUUUGUAGUUUUUGUAAAUCUUCCCCCUCCCAAAUAGAGCAUAUCUAUUUUUACGAGGAGAGUUGUCUCUUGCCCAUACCACAGACUUGUGUUUCCACAAGGUCUGCAAGCUUGAGUUGAGUACAAUUACCCACACACACACCACUCUUUGAUCUCGUCUUUCAAAUUCUAGGGUUUAGAUUUGUAAGUUUUAUGCAUUGUACAUUUUUGCUCAAAUAUGUGGAUGCAGCAUUCUGUGCAAGUAGUAUUUUGUUGCCAGCCAGUAUUAUCCUCCUGUUAUUUUUGUUUAUUAUUUGCAUUGUUAAAGUCACAGUUUGAAGAAUGCCAAAGAUCUGUGGUGCAUCUACUUGUCAGCCAUUUUAAAAUAUGUAUAUACAUAUGUUAAAUUUAUGCCUCAGUGAUGUUCCUUAACAACCAGAGAAGUUGGACUAGUUACAUAACUGAAUCACAUGCAGAAAUUUUUAAAAUGUCAGUUUCAGCCCUUAUAUAAGUGUUUAUCUUAUGUUCCUCUACUUAAUUUGUGAGAGCUGGUAUCAUUUUUAGUCUUUGGGAAAGUUCAGCAUUGUUUUUGCUGUACAGAUUGAACUUAACUUUUUUUUCCAAAUUUUCUUUGCUAAAAUUACUUUUCCUCAUCUAGUGAUGAAGUAUGUAACAGUACAGCACUGCUACCUGAUGAAUAUGAAGAAGUCUGGUGGCCUGGAAUCAUAAGUUGUUAGUUGGUCUUUUUAGUUUCAUUGUCACUCAGGGUGAAAGAGGUAGACUUCUCCCAAGAAUUUAUAACAGACUAGAUUUUAUUUACAUAAAAUUCCUUUCUGGGGCCCCCAAUUUUCUAGUUUUUCAUUUCAUGAUUUUUUUUUUUCCCCCCUCACUAGAGCUGUUCAGGGACUGAAAAUGUUCUCCUGUAAAGAUAAAAUCAUUAAGUGAUUUGAUUUUGUGACAAUAUUUUAUGUUUUAAUUGAAGUAAUUUUGUGGUGUCGUCAUAUUUCAGCAAAACUGGCAUUAAAGACCUUUAAAACUUUGUGGAUUUCAGUUUUAACAAAUCACAACAAGAUUGCACUUCAGCAAAUUCAGUAAACAAAUUUUCUUGUAUCAAAUAAAUUAGUUAUUCUAUCAUAGUGAUAAGGAAAUUAUUCUUUAAAAAUAUCAUGGGGUAGUUGCAUUUUUCAAUAAUUAUGACAUAUGCAAGUAGAGGAUUUCUUUGUUGAGAGAGUCAGUCACUUGCUCAAAGCAAAGAUGCAGCUGACAUACUUAUGGAAGCCCCCAGACAUCAAAGUGUCCAGCAAAGGAGUAGGAUUAUGUAGAUAGUGUACAGUCGUUGUAGACUUUUUAUACAGUGUAAAUGAUAUUUUUAUACUGUCCUUGACAUCCCUACAGAGGUAUGCAGUGUAGAUGGGAGGGACAACCUUUCAUGGUUGAUUUGGAACAUCAAUUUAUUUGUUUGAAAAAUCCACUUACCACCUGUAAGUUAUAACAUCAAUGGAUAUGUGCUUCUCUUGUCAGUUUCAGAAAGCCUAAUUUUCCUACACAGUCUACUUGAAAAAUUGUGCCUCAAUUCAUAACUGUUAGAGAGAGAUAUCCAUUGAUUUUAUUCCUUUCAGAUUUUUUGUUCUUAUUUUAUAAUUAUUAUAAUUUUAUUUAAAUCUUUUUUUUUCUAAGGUUGGCAUCUCAGUAAGACAUUAUCAAGUUUCUAAACCCAAUCUAUCCAAUGAGACUUCUAAACUUUCAAGGUUUAGAGUAGAUAGUAUAUUCAGUUUUUCUUUCUUUCCAAUCUGUUACUCAUGGGAUGUGAGAGUGGUUGUGGUGUCAUGGAACAAUGGGACAAACAACACAGUUUGAGAAUAGAGGACAAAGGUGUUUAUAUAAAAGUGAUAUAAAAUACACUCUAUUUCCUGUGGA
Molecule: messenger RNA, 4604 nt
Organism: Scylla paramamosain (green mud crab)
Lineage: Eukaryota; Metazoa; Arthropoda; Malacostraca; Decapoda; Portunidae
Gene: Not3
Product: CCR4-NOT transcription complex subunit 3-like
Exons: 13
Coding region: 157-2409 (750 amino acids)
Biological process (GO): nuclear-transcribed mRNA poly(A) tail shortening; regulation of DNA-templated transcription
Cellular component (GO): P-body; nucleus; CCR4-NOT core complex
Source: RefSeq, a predicted model, not a curated record